AUUCUACAUCCCAAGAGUGUCACCAACAAACUCAUAAACAAAACACACACACACACACACAGCUUCGUGGUGAGUUUGUGUGAGUGUGAGUGUGCUACAGAGAGAUUCAGAUAUGGAGGAGCAAAAUGGUAUGGGGAAGUUGUUGAAAAAGUUGAAGCCAUAUCUUGCGAUGGUUUCGCUUCAGUUUGGGUACUCUGGGAUGUAUGUCAUCACCAUGGUUUCUUUCAAACAUGGAAUGAGUCAUUGGGUACUCUCUGUUUACCGUCAUGUUAUUGCCACACUCAUCAUGCUUCCCUUUGCUUUUGUCCUUGAAAGGAAAAUAAGGCCAAAGAUGACUCUGCCAAUCUUCCUGAGGUUAGCUGCGCUUGGUUUCCUUGAGCCAGUUCUUGACCAAAAUUUGUACAACAUGGGUAUGAAGAGCACCUCAACAACGUUUGCAUCGGCCAUUGUUAAUGUCCUCCCAGCCAUUACUUUUGUUAUGGCUCUCAUUUUCAGGUUAGAGACAGUGAAUUUGAGAAAGAUUCACAGCGUAGCGAAGGUAAUUGGAACAAUGGUGACAGUGUCAGGAGCCAUGAUCAUGACCCUGUACAAAGGACCAGCACUUGAGUUCAUAAAGGGACAUGGAGGAGGAGCCAUCCACCAUGAUAGUCGUAACGGUUCAAGAACUGAGCCUUCUGAACAAAACUGGGUGAUUGGCACACUCAUGCUCAUUGCAAGUUGUGGUGGUUGGGCUAGCUUCUUUAUCUUGCAAUCUUUGACUUUGAAGAUGUACCCAGCAGAGCUCUCACUCACAUCUUGGAUAUGCUUUUUGGGCAUUUUUGAGGGUGCAAUUGCAACCUUUAUAUUUGAACGUGAUAUGAGUGUUUGGUCCAUUGGCUGGGACUCAAGGCUUCUUGCUUGUGUUUAUUCUGGAGUGGUGUGUUCUGGAAUUGCAUAUUAUGUACAAGGAGUUGUGACCAGGGAACGUGGACCAGUUUUUGUGACUUCUUUCAGUCCUCUAAUUAUGAUUAUCACUGCUGCAUUGGGUACCAUUGUCUUGGCUGAGCAAAUUCAUCUUGGAAGCGUAAUUGGAGCUAUUGUAAUUGUUUGUGGGCUAUACACUGUGGUAUGGGGGAAAAGCAAAGACAAUGUGAAUAAUACAGAAGCAGUGAAAGUUGAGGGCCAAGAAUUGCCAAUAAGGGAUAGCACAAAAUCAGGAUCAAACAUUUUUGAAAACAUUGAUGUUAAUGUUCCUAGUGAGAUAAAAUGAAAACAUCCUAAUAGGCACUUUCACUAGUGCCAUAAAAUUUUCCUACUGAAAAAAUGAGGUCGAGAAAGAUUUUGUCAUGUGUAGAAAAAAUCUUUCCCAGUACCUAUAUUAAUGGCUGUAGUCCUAUUUAUUUCUUACCCGUUUUUCUUUUAAUCUUUUUGGAUGAAUUUGCAGUCAGAAGAGUAUCUGUAAUAUAAUAAUGCAAAUUAAAGUUGCUUUGAGUCUA
Molecule: messenger RNA, 1475 nt
Organism: Arachis ipaensis
Lineage: Eukaryota; Viridiplantae; Streptophyta; Magnoliopsida; Fabales; Fabaceae
Product: WAT1-related protein At1g44800
Cellular component (GO): membrane
Molecular function (GO): transmembrane transporter activity
Source: RefSeq, a predicted model, not a curated record